CUCCGUAUCGUCGUUUGAUAAAAUAUAAUUGUUCGAAAACGAGUUAUAUCAGUAAAAUAACUAUUAAUAUUUGGUAAAAGUUUUACUGCUGAUUUGACGAUUAAGCGGAUCUAAAUAUAGUGAUUUAUUUGUUUUUGUAAUUAUGCAUAAAUUAAGAUUAUUUUUAACACCGGUAACCCUAGACAUAAUUGCUGAUGUCUGAUCGUUAAAAUAGCUUUCUCCUUGGCACACUUUAUUUACUGCAUUUCGAACAUGUGUAUCGGAAUUGCGUACCGAUUCUUAUCCAAAACCUUUCAUAAACACGGGAUAAAUGUCUCAAGACACACGUCAUGGUACAUAGUUGUGCCAGUCUUUAUGACAUUGUUAUUAGGCACAGGAUUUCAAAAGUUCUCCCAAGACUUAAGCGAAGACGUUCUAGUCCCAGCCGGAGGAAUUAUCGACAAGUACAAGUCGCGUUUGAUGCAAUUAUUUCCCAUAGAUCUCGCGUCAAACUUCGACCCCGCAAGAUUAUUGCACGUCAUUCAUUACGGAACCGUUAUUGUCGAAGCCACGGACGGAGGCUCGAUUCUACGAGAGUUCGUCUUUCGUGAAAUUGUCACUUUGGAUCGAGAAAUUCAAAAUUUCUUUGUUGAAGAAGACGACGGAUGGAACUACAAAGAGAUUUGCGCUAAAAAUAAUGGAAAGUGUUACGAAAAUAAAAUUCUUCGUAUAGAUAAUAAACUGAAAGCGUUGCAAAACGGAACAUUUCGGUUGAAAUAUCCAAUUGGCAAUACGAGCAGAAAUUACGACGUUUUAACAUUGGGCGGUGUGAAACUGAACGAAGAAGGAUGUUUAAUAUCUGCCAAGGCUGUUAAAUUGUUCUAUUUUCUAGACGAUUCGAAUAAAUGGGCGGAAGAAAGAGCAAUAACGUGGGAAAAUCGAUUCGUAGACAUCUUGAAUAGACUGAACGUUUCUUACAUCAAAAUAAAGAAAGACGUGUCGCUUUCUAGGCUUGAGUCGAAAAGUCAGUUGUUUGUCGCUACUCUAAAAUAUAUUCCGAGUUCUGUUUUCUUGAUGGUUACGUUUACCGUUGUUAGUUGUUUAUGGCCAGACUUUCUCCGAAGUAAACCUUGGACCGGAAUCAUGUCGUCCAUAGCCACAGGAAUGAGUCUAGUUUCUGGUUACGGCCUUCUGCUUUAUGUGGGUUAUAGAAUAUCUCCUGUAACAUAUAUGAUUCCGUUUCUUAUUUUAGGUAUUGGUAUGGACGAUACAUUUGUUAUGUUAUCGGCGUGGAUGAAAACCGACCCGAAGAAAUCUGUGGAAGAAAGAAUGGCCGAAACAUUCACCGAGUCGGGUGUUUCUAUCACAAUCACUUCUCUGACUAACGUUGCAUCGUUUCUAGUAGGAAUAUUCAUUGCCAAUAUCCCUGUAUAUAAAGAACUUUUCGUGUUUAUGGCAACGUGUUUGCUCUUCGACUACAUUUAUCAAAUUACUUUUGUUGCAGCGAUUUUCGUUUUAUGUGGAAGAGCGGAAGAACGUCAAUUGCAUUCCUUGGUAUUCGUAAAGUUUCCAGAAAAUAAAAAUUUUGUUGAAAAAAUCUUCUGUUUCGUGCGUCCUGAAGAUUCGAAGCAGAAAAAAGAUAAUCGCAGGGUUAGAUUUACUGAACUUCUGAAGAAUUUCAACGAGCUGAUAAGGAAGAAAGUGACGGGAUUAUUUAUUAUAUU
Centruroides sculpturatus (bark scorpion) is the source of this 1703-nucleotide messenger RNA. RefSeq names its product patched domain-containing protein 3-like. The record is from RefSeq and is a predicted model, not a curated record. The transcript has 4 exons. The annotation marks the transcript as partial. Gene Ontology annotation, cellular component: membrane. NCBI's taxonomy places the organism in Eukaryota, Metazoa, Arthropoda, Arachnida, Scorpiones, Buthidae.